Messenger RNA from Manacus vitellinus (golden-collared manakin), 2816 nucleotides. RefSeq names its product polymeric immunoglobulin receptor (gene PIGR). Lineage: Eukaryota; Metazoa; Chordata; Aves; Passeriformes; Pipridae. The coding region runs from base 213 to 2174 and encodes 653 amino acids. Gene Ontology annotation, molecular function: transmembrane signaling receptor activity. Gene Ontology annotation, cellular component: plasma membrane. The record is from RefSeq and is a predicted model, not a curated record. The transcript is spliced from 11 exons.
AUUCCUUUAAGGCACAACAGGUGGAAAUGCAGGGCUAAAGGAGUAUUUAAACCAGCCUGGCACUGCCAGAGCCCUCGUCCUGCUGGGACAGGGAGGCAGGACAGUCACACAAGGUCCCAGGGUCACCAGCAGACUAAGAGUGGUCAGCCCCAAAGAAAAAGCAAGAAGCACAAAAACCCUGCAGAAGGAACUUCAGGUGGAAUGCAAGAAAAAUGGCUUUGCUAGCACUCAUCUUCCUCCUUGCCCUCCUCCCAGCUGGAUCUGCAAAAAGCAGACACCUCCCCAAGGCAGCAAUCCUGAGCCCCGUGUUCGGGCCGCGGCAGGUGUACGGCGUGGUCGGCGGGUCGGCGACCGUGACGUGCUUCUACCCCCCCACCUCUGUGAACAGACACGACAGGAAAUACUGGUGCAGGCAGUCGGGCAGAAGCUGUGGGACUGUCACCUCCACCGGUGGCUACGUGUCCUCGAGCUUCAAGGGCAGGAUCUCCCUCACUGACUACCCAGAGGCAGAAAACUUCCAGGUCAACAUCUCCUCGCUUGCGUUGACGGACGCCGGCACUUACCUGUGUGGUGUUGGUGACAAUGGCAGAGGGCUCUCCUACAAAGUCACUCUGAGCGUUUCCCAAGAUCCACCUGUACCUGAGGUAGCUGAGCAAUUCUAUGUGAAGCUGCACAGCACCUGGACCGUGAUCUGCAGCUUCGGGUCGGAAUUUUCCACCUGGAGGAAAUACCUGUGCAAGAUGGAGGGAGAAGAUUGCCACGACAUCAUCGACAACCAGAACGGUGUCAUUGAUGAGGAUUUCAAAGGGCGAGUUCUGCUGAGCUACGAGCUGUCUGCAGACUCAGUCAACAUCAUGAUGACUCAGAUGGACUGGGAAGACUCGGGCUUGUACCGCUGUGGGGCCGGAGAAUAUGGGAAAAAUGGAAAAUCCAAGGAAAUGGAUGUGUUUAUCUAUGAGGACAAAAACUUCCGUCAGCUGAAGACCACGGUAACUGCAAAAACUGGAAGUUCAGCAACCUUCGAAUGCCUCUAUGAUCCUCUGAAGAAAUCCUCAACGAGGAUCUGGGCCAAGUGGGAAGCUAACAGAUACAACUGGAUCAUAGACAACACAGGCAAUGUGAGGCCACAGUAUAGGGGAAGAGUGGCCAUGUUUGAGAACCCAGAUAACAGGACAGUCACCAUCAUCCUGAACCAGCUGAGCGAGGCAGACAACGCCUAUUACUGGUGCAUAACAAAUGAAGCGAAGGACCAGCAAUCAUCAGCUGAGCUGAAGGUCAUAGAAGGAAAUCCUCAGCUGACAGGAGAGAAGGAAGUGGAGGCACAAGUGGGCUCACGGGUCGAUUUAAGUUGCACCUACACGUGCGCCUACUACUCCUACGAGAAGUACUGGUGCAAGUGGAGCCCCAGCGGCUGCUCCGUGUUGCCAGCUUCUGAUCUUGGCCAGUCGGGGCCACAGACAACCUGCAGCACUUCCAACAGGACAGUUAUCCUGAGCUUUGACUCGGUGGCGGAGGACGAUGAGGGGUGGUACUGGUGCGGGGUGAAGCAGAACGGCCUCUUCGGGGAGACCACGGCGGUGAAGCUGUCGGUGACCGCAGGAAAUGAUGCCAAGCAGAACCCAGAGCUCCUGGAUGUUGAUACCCCCAGCCACUCUGAGUUCCCCAACCAUGUUGAGCCUGGCCCUGGACCCCGAGGAGGAGCCUACAGUGAAUCUGGGGUGCGAAGUGGAGCUGCCCCAGCAAGCUCUGAUCAAGGCCAUGGCUCCAAUACUCUUCCUUUGGUGUUGGGCCCUGUUGCUGCCCUGCUCCUGAUCAUUGUGACAGCUUUUGCCAUCGUCAAAUACAGGCAGAUGAAGAGAUCUGACCUGGUGUCCAUUGGGAGCUACAGGACGAACAUCAGCAUGUCAGACUUUGAGAGUGUGAAGGAUUACACUGCCAGCAACAGCACCUGUGUGAAGGAGAGCCAGGAGACUGCCAUCGGAGGGGACGAGUUCAUCACCACCAAGGACACCCCAGAAAGUGCUGCUGAGGUGAAGAAGGCAAAAAGGAGCUCCAAGGAGGAUGCUGACCUCGCCUACUCCACCUUCCUCCUCACCUCGGGCAGCAUCGCUCAGGGUGGCUCCGGGGGGGACAGCACUGCCCUGGAAGUGUCCCCCUCCCAGGACCAGGUCUGAAGGUCAGGGACUGAGAGGAGGCAGCGACUGGGACUGGCUCUACCUUGAGGAUCACACCAAGCCAUCAGCAAGCACACACACUGUUCAUUGCUACCACGAUUUGCUACAGCUUGACCUUUUUUUUUUUUUUCUUUUGCUUAAAUUCAGCUUCGAGCGGUGAUUUAGGAGGAAUUAUUUGAUGUCAAAUAGGGCUGGGCUGGAAGUGCAGGGUCUGAGUGAGCAGGUUGGACUGGGAGACCAAGUGGCUCACCCCACCAACAGUUCCAACAGAGUGGGCUCUCACAGGGCAUUUUAAAAAAGUCCCAUUUUCUUUUAAAGGCAGCUGGAAAACCCUUUAGAACAGCAUCUGAUGCUUUUGAUUCCUCUAAGCUUUCUCAGCCUGAGGGCAGCACCUGCAGGCCAGACAUGGUCUGAAGUGUUUUCAUGCACAAGCAAUAAAGAAUAUCAGUGGCUUUCAGCAGACCAGGGAACUCGGUCCGUGGGAGAGCACAGGGAGAUCACACCCAGACAAAUACAGUAAGGGUGGGACAAGCUGAAUAUUCCACAGAUAAAGCAAUGUAGGAAGCAAUGAUGAAGAGGUGAUGAAGCAGAGAAGCAAUUUUCCCUGAACACCAGGAAUGGGAUAGGCUGGUGCCUUACCUG